AUGGCUCAAGAUCUGCCUUUCAAGCUCGCCAAUCCCGAUCUUCUCAAGACGGAUGCUUACGUCCACGGUUCCUGGGUGGAGGCAUCCUCAAAAAAGAGAUUUGAAAUCGAGGACCCGGGAACUGGGAAAGUCUUUGCCUCAAGUCCAGACUUUGACCGUUCCGAUGUCGACGCAGUGGUGAAAUCAUCCCAUGAAGCUUUCCAGACCUUCCGCUACGAGAACCCGAGGUCUCGGGCCAAGAAGCUGUUAGAGUGGGACCGCCUCAUUCGCGAGAAUCGAGAUGACAUUGCCCAAGUUCUCACCCACGAGUCUGGCAAGCCUCUCGCAGAAUCUCAAGGCGAGCUUGACUAUGCGCUGGGUUUCACGUGGUGGUUCGCUGGAGAGGCCGAGCGCAUCCGAGGAAACAUCUCGACGCCGUCUGCACCUAAUCGGAGAGUCGUAGUCGUGAAGCAGCCAAUUGGUGUAGCUGUCGCUCUGGUGCCCUGGAAUUUUCCCAUUGCAAUGAUUUUACGCAAAGCCGGCGCUGCAUUGGCAGCAGGUUGCACCAUGAUUGCGAAGCCGUCACCGGAGACACCAUUGACGUGCCUCAUUCUCGCACACCUAGCCACAAAGGCAGGAUUCGGGUCGGGUGUUUUCAACGUCAUCACAACGUCUCUCGACAACACCCCUGAAGUAGCAGAGGCUCUUUGCAAACAUCCUCUGACGAAGAAGGUCUCCUUCACGGGCUCGACCAACAUUGGCAGUCUGAUCGCCAAACAUUGCGCCGAGGGCCUCAAGAAGCUGACCCUGGAACUCGGAGGAAACUGCCCCUUCAUCAUCUUCGAAGACUGCAACCAAGACCAAGCUCUGGAACAAUUGCUUGCACUAAAGUGGCGUCACGCAGGCCAAGCUUGCAUCACAGCCAAUCGCGUCUACGUCCAAGACGGGAUCUACGAGGAAUUCCUGGAGAAGCUAGUCGAACGAACCAAGAAGAUCAAGAUGGGCCACGGAACCAAGUCGGAUACGACCAUGGGACCCCUGACGACGCCCCGCGCCAUCCCCAAAGCCCAAGCUCACGUCAAAGAUGCAGUAGAGGCAGGUGCAAAGGUCGUACACGGCGGCCGAAAGGGAACCGAAGUCGGUCUUGAGGCUGGAUACUUCCACGAGCCGACUAUCUUGCGCGAUAUGAAGCAGUCUAUGCUUCUUAGUCGCGAGGAGACCUUUGCACCCGUUUUGGGUGUGUACAGGUUCAAGACCGAGGACGAGGCGGUGCAGUGGGCCAACGAUACGAGCAUGGGUCUGGCCAGUUACUUCUUCACCAAGAAUAUCGACCGCACGUGGCGGUUGAUGGAGAACUUGGAUGCUGGAAUGAUCGGGAUGAACACUGGCAACUCGUCGGCAGCCGAGUCUCCAUUUGGCGGUAUGAAGCAAUCUGGCUACGGAAAGGAGUCUGGAAAGGACGUGGCGAUUGAGGAGUACCUCGUCUCGAAGACUGUGACUAUGACUCUGGAGGAUCAUUACUGA
Messenger RNA from Colletotrichum abscissum, 1503 nucleotides. Its product is annotated as succinate-semialdehyde dehydrogenase. Bases 1 to 1503 code for a protein of 500 amino acids. Gene Ontology annotation, cellular component: cytoplasm. Gene Ontology annotation, biological process: GABA catabolic process. Gene Ontology annotation, molecular function: succinate-semialdehyde dehydrogenase (NAD+) activity. The record is from RefSeq and is a predicted model, not a curated record. The transcript has 3 exons. Lineage: Eukaryota; Fungi; Ascomycota; Sordariomycetes; Glomerellales; Glomerellaceae.